Messenger RNA from Dichomitus squalens LYAD-421 SS1, 2137 nucleotides. RefSeq lists its product as uncharacterized. The transcript is spliced from 3 exons. NCBI's taxonomy places the organism in Eukaryota, Fungi, Basidiomycota, Agaricomycetes, Polyporales, Polyporaceae. Bases 392 to 1783 code for a protein of 463 amino acids. The record is from RefSeq and is a predicted model, not a curated record.
GUCCUAUUCCUCGCUUUCUCUCUUAGGACCAUGUAAAGCCACUGCUAGCCUGCUGCAGCCUAUCUUAGCUUGUCGCCACGUCUUCCUGCGCCAGCUUAUCCCCGAUUCUCUGGUCGUGGCUCUGCUUGUACCGAUCCCCGUGCACGCCACUCCUCCCCACAUCCGACCUCUGUGAUCUUUCCACUUGGCGGCGCUGGACAUUUGUGGAUUAUUGGGAGCGAUCUUGCUGGUCGCUUUUGUGGUACAUAUUGAUCCUGACCGGUGGUCCAACUCCAUUCCCGUCAAUCGAGCCCGAGCCCCGUCAGCCGCGCCUAGAGGCUGGUGAUGUCUUCGUAGGCAUCUGUUCGUCAUAUAAACCCCCCGUCAGUGGUCGGGUUAUUCACGACUCCCCAUGAAAGAACGAUCCAUCAACCUCACUCCCAUUCCGUUCUCAAAAUAUUCCGGUGCCCGGAUGGCUCUGCUCUUCUGGGGUAUUGCUUGGUUCGCGAUGAGUGUGGUCAUAUUCAUUCUGGGCCGGAUUAUCCCCCCAUUGCGAUCUAAACCGCCACCACUCGUCCUAAAACCUCGCAGCCCCCGCAUUCGCAGUGCUUCACUGUCCCCUGCCACCGCUCCUAUUGAGCCCCCAAAGUUGGAGGAGAAGGAUGAUGUUGAAUCGACCAAGUCGGCACCGUGCGACAUUCGUUCCGCCCCACCUCCCGUACCUUUGACAUCCAAGCGGCCUUCGUUUAGAAUGCGAUGGUCGCUCUCGAAGUCUUCGCGACCACCGAGUCCCAAGUCGUCAGCGGGCUCCGUGGCGUCAUUGACCUUAGUGGACAAUAGCUCGCCGUCCCGCUACGUACCUGACCUCCCAAGUAUUGAGGGCGAGUCGGGGAUGGCCGCCAACUUCGAUCAAGACGACACCCACUCCACUGACUCUCCCACCGGCUCGCCACGACUGACACGAAAUGUACGGCUUCCCACUAUGAAGAUGCUGAAAUCGUUGUCGCGCAAGGUGUCUACGAAGCCGAGAUCGGCUUCUGCACCGAGCCCUUCUGUAGCACCAUUGGGAUCCACGUCGCCCUUGGAAGAUGAUGCUCGCGAGCCCGUGAAGCAGGCCCGGAGAUCGCAGUCCAGAGAGUGUCCGGCGCCUUCCGUGAUUGCGCCGGAAAGCGACAUUCGGCCGCAACAGAGGACGGACUCUAUUUCCGGGGAGACGUUCACGACCACGUUCGUCAACCCCUUCCGCCUGAAGCAUCGAAAUCCCAAGGCUUCUAUUACUCCCACCAAUCCUCCUUUUCGCCGGGCGUCUGGCCCUCGCCGUAUGCUCAACUCGCUCUCAUUGACCCUCGCCUCCAAAGAAUCCCGCAAAACCCCCAUCCCUGACUCACCGCGGUCGAGCAUCUCCACAUCCGCUUCCACCUCGACGUUCUCCGGUUCCUCCGUAACGUCUGCUUUCUCCGCGUCCUCAGGCUCGCCAAGCGUGCGCCGCACGCAGCCGUACGCCGCGCCAUAUUACGCGCCCAUGCCUGUCUCUUCCAGCGUUCCUACGCCCUUAGGUGGGAGGAGUUGCUCUGGGUCAGCCCCGGCGCGGCGAAGGGCGGCGUCUUGCUCCCCAGAGUGGCGCCCGGAGCCAGUGGAGGAGGAGAGCGGAGAGGCGGAGGAUGCGAACGCGCUCGGGCUCGACCUCGCGGUAGGGACGCAGGCCUCGCGCGAGGCUCGAGCUGGCCUUCACGGGAGGCAGUCGGGUCAUCGGACCGCGGCGAGCGAGAGCCUCGUCGUGCUUGGCCCGGCGGGACGGAGGUAGCGAGAGUUGGACGAAGGUCGACGCGAUAUUGGUCCAGUUCUCGUUGGUAUUCUGACUCAUCCAUGACCGCACGGCAAUUUGACGAACAGCAUCAAUAUUAUAGUUGUAUCAUUAUCAACAGUAACGUACCAGUGUCCCUGGCGGGGUUCACGAUCGCACAUAAGCAAACAUACAUAUAAUUGGGGCAUUUCGUUUGACACGUUGUUAUACACUUUGCCGUACCACCUAUAAGAUAUCCGCACUGCAAGACGCCUCCUCCCGGAUAAGCGCCCACAUCUCUUGUUUCCGCAAUGCCUCACGAGGUCGAAGUUUCGUGCUGAACCCGCUUUCAGUGCCGCUUCAUCAAGGUACAGU